AUGUCUAAUACACUUAUCGAAACAACUAAAACAAAUGGAAAUACAAUUUCUGAUUCUAACAACAAAAUUAAUUCUUUCCCUAAUUUAAAUGAACUUCGAAAUGCAAUCCCAGCAGAGUGUUUUGAAAAAUCUCUAAUUCGUUCACUUUCUUAUUUAAUUUUGGAUUUUUUAAUUAUUUAUGGACUUUAUUUAAUUGUUGGGGUUGCUGAGGACAAGUUUGGGAUUAUUGGACUUUUGCUUUGGUAUUGGGUAUUAGGUAUGUUUUUAUUCUCUAUAUUCGUUGUUGGUCACGAUUGUGGGCACGGAACUUUUUCUUCUUAUACUUGGGUGAAUGAUUUGUUUGGGCACGUGGCACAUGCUCCUACUAUGGAUAUGAGCCAUCCUUGGAUACCCGAAAAGCUUUAUUUAUCUUUAAAUUGGAUAUCCAAACAUUAUCUCAAAUUUCCGUUGACUGGGUUUGUCAGUUGGAUUCCAUUAUAUACAAUAUUUGGUAUUCCCGAUGGUUCUCAUUUUUGGCCGUGGUCUAAAUUAUUUGAAAAUAAUACUGAUAGAAUUAAAUGUGUUGUUAGUGUUGCUGCUUGUUUUCUAUGUGCCUAUAUAGCUUUAUAUUGUUCAAAUUAUAAUUUAUGGAUAUUUUUUAAAUAUUAUUAUGUUCCGGUUAUGUUCCAAGUUUUGUGUUUCAUAUUUAUUUAA
This is a messenger RNA of Meloidogyne enterolobii, 693 nucleotides long. The record is from the annotation of a GenBank genome assembly. Lineage: Eukaryota; Metazoa; Nematoda; Chromadorea; Rhabditida; Meloidogynidae.